UAAAGACAGCUUCUCUCUCUCUCUCUCUUAUAAGCUCCCCUUUGUCAUCUUCUUCUCCCCUACAGGCUACACAGAUUUCCGUAUUCCUCCCACCUUUCUUUAUCCUCUUCUUUUCUCCGGGUUCGAAAUUGAAAAACACUCCCACUUUGGUCCCCAAGUCCAUGUGUCCUGUCGCCCGGUCCGCAGUAAAGCUUCAAAAGAAACGCUUCAGCAGGAGAUGGCUCACCAAAGUGGAAUCUCCAAGCACUUGUUGGGUACCUGAGAGGAUUCCGAGAAGUCUCUCCUGGGAUGAUGAAGCUCGUGGGUGAAGCUCUAGCUCUAGCUUCCUUUCUUGAGCGGUAGCUGCCAAAAAUAGAUAGUCAGAGCAACCCAUGAAGUGAAAAGGGAAAGGCCUAUACUCUCUGAAGGAAGACGAAGCUUUUGCGGCCUUGAGAUAGAGCACGAGCAAGAGAAGAAGGAAAAGAAGAAGCCCGCAAAGAGGAGAGCGAGAGAGAGAGAUGCCAACAGUGUGGUUUGCACUCAAGAAGUCACUACACUGCAAAUCAGAGCCAUCCGACGUCCACGACCCAAAGACAAGAAAGCAGCUGACCACGAUCUUGACCAAAAAGACUGGCCGGUCAGGUUGCUCGAGGUCCAUCGCCAACCUCAAGGACGUCAUCCAUGGAAGCAAGAGGCACAUGGCCGAGAAGCCGCCGAGCUGCAGCCCGAGAUCCAUCGGGAGCAGCGAGUUCUUGAACCCCCUAACCCACGAAGUCAUCCUCAGCAACACCAAAUGCGAGCUCAAGAUCACCGGCUUCGGCAACGGGUUCCAAGAUUCCGGCGCCGGCGGGGGUGCAGGGGGCGACGCCGGUGGCGGGUCGACCUUUGUGGGGACUCUGACGCCGGGGACGCCUAUGCAUUACUUCAAUCCUUCGUUUAGGACAACCUCAGCAAACGGAACAACUCCGAGGAAGGGAGGUUCUGUCUUAAGCGAGCGAGAAGGGUCUGGAGGCGUCAGUGGCAGAGGAGGCAGCGGCGUCGGAGGCGUCCGUACUAGCAGUAGAGUGUCGCUGGGUGCUGACGCUAAUGGGAUGUCCACCAUAACUUGCCACAAGUGUGGAGAGCAGUUCACCAAAUGGGAUGCUGCUGAGGCACAUCAUCUCUCCAAGCAUGCUGUGACUGAACUAGUGGAAGGGGACUCAUCCAGGAAGAUCGUGGAGAUCAUAUGCCGAACCGGGUGGCUGAAAUCGGAGAACCAAGGCGGCAACCGGAUCGAGCGGGUCCUCAAGGUCCACAACAUGCAGAAGACCCUGGCUCGGUUCGAGGAGUACCGCGAGACGGUCAAGAUCAAGGCCGGCAAGCUCCCGAAGAAGCACCCGCGGUGCCUUGCCGACGGGAACGAGCUGCUCCGCUUCUACGGCACGACUGUGGCGUGCCCGCUGGGGCUCGACGGCUCGUCAAGCCUGUGCACGUCCGACCGGUGCCGCGUGUGCAGGGUCGUGCGGCACGGCUUCUCGGUGAAGAAGGAAUCGAAGGGAGGGAUCGGGGUGUUCACGACAUCUACGAGUGGAAGAGCAUUCGAGAGCAUCGACACGGUCGAGAACGACCCGACUGUGAGGAAGGCCUUGAUAGUGUGCAGGGUGAUUGCAGGGAGGGUUCACAGGCCAUUGGAGAACAUCCAAGAAAUGGCCGGUCAGACUGGGUUCGAUUCGUUAGCCGGUAAAGUGGGUCUGUAUUCACACAUCGAGGAGCUCUACUUGCUCAAUCCUAGAGCCCUGCUUCCUUGUUUCGUGGUGAUUUGCAAGUCCUGAAGAGGAGGAUGUGAAGAAAAAGAAGAUGAAAAAUCAUGAGUAAUUUGGAUCAGCGAUUUCUUGAGUUGCAUUCUUUUGUUUGUUCCGGGGCUUUUGAUGGAGCUUGUGAAGUUUCUGGCAUGUUAUUCUUUUUGGCUUCAAAAUCCUCCUCUUGAAUAUAUUUUUACUCGAAUUCUUCUGCAA
This is a messenger RNA of Syzygium oleosum, 1973 nucleotides long. RefSeq lists its product as uncharacterized. The record is from RefSeq and is a predicted model, not a curated record. The coding region runs from base 498 to 1790 and encodes 430 amino acids. The transcript is spliced from 2 exons. NCBI's taxonomy places the organism in Eukaryota, Viridiplantae, Streptophyta, Magnoliopsida, Myrtales, Myrtaceae.